This is a messenger RNA of Dibothriocephalus latus, 987 nucleotides long. Lineage: Eukaryota; Metazoa; Platyhelminthes; Cestoda; Diphyllobothriidea; Diphyllobothriidae. The record is from the annotation of a GenBank genome assembly.
AUGCGUCGCAAAUACGCAUCGGCCGUCCGUGAAAUGUACAACGCGACAAAUGUCUUGUCUACGACUCCAGUCUCCGAUAAUGGAGCGGGAAAGCACAUGCUUAUGCGACUGCUGAUGUUAAAAGGAGAAAUUGGAAGUAUCAUUGGAAAGAGUGGCGCUAAGAUAAAAAUAUCGGAGAAGGGCAUUGGAGAACGAAUCAUUAGUAUUUAUGGAGAGCCACAGGAUGUGAUUCUCGUAUGCAAGCUCUUCUGUCGCAAAUUGGAGUGGGAAACCGGUUGCUUGUUAACGUUUAGUCCGAAUAAAUUACCCAAUUCCACCGAGCGUGUCCUCUUCCUAUCUGGUGAUGCCCUGGCCGUUUGCGAUGCUGCUGAGCGUAUCUGCAAAUGGGUCGCUAAUGCCUUUCCCAGUCCCCAACUUCGGCCAAUUGCUGAAUCCGGAGAACAAGACCUGCGCCAAAGCUCAGUGAGCAGAAAGUUGCUUGGGGGCUGGAACAUCUUAAUACCUACUGCUGCGUCGACACCUCCGCACAGGCCGAUUUCGUUUGCUCAUCCACACAGUCAGACUGAAAUUAAGUCCUCGCGGGGCGAAGGGGCUUAUCCUGCAAACUCGAUGAGUUUGUCCUUUUCAUCACCACCACCACCACCACCGCCCCACACAGAGCCAUUCUCGACCGUCCAGGAUCCACACCUGCCUUUCCGCUUUAAUGUCCCUGCUAUCCCUGCUAAUAUUGCAGCCAGUAUAGCUCCACUGUGCCCCGAUAAGGCCGCAGAAGCGGCACUUCAAAGAAAUUGCGUGCACGAACUCACCCAUGAAAUGGUCUUGCCCAAUGACCUUAUUGGUUGUAUUAUCGGUCGUGGUGGACUGAAGAUCAACGAGAUAAGACGGGUAAGCCUGCAGUUUUCCGUUCUGUGGACUCAAUGCACCUUGAAAACUUUAAAAAAUAACCCCUCAUUUCAAGUUAAGUUCAGAAUAUACAAUUUAAUUUAA